CUGUUUCUGAACAUCUACCUCUUUGCUCAGUUGAGCAUGCAAAGAAAAUCUCAUAUGUUUUGUGUGGGAUAUUUCAUUUUCUUUUCUGGAAACAGACGAUGCCAUGCGCUCCUUUGCAGAGAUGGUCUUUGCCUCAGAGGUGAAGGAUGAAGGAGAACGCCAUGAAAUCUCUCCUUUUGAUGUGGCAGAUAUCUGUCCCAUCUCACAUCACGAAAUGCAAGACCACAUGAUCAAGCAGGAGAACACAAGUGUUUCUGAUAAAGAGUGAGUAUUGGCCAUCUCUUCUGAAAAGCUUUUGCGGCUGAAAACCAUUGCAUUGGUUGUUCCUAUGCUGCACCUCUUCAACAAACUGUCCACUUUAGAUGAGGUCAUCUCUACUACUGCUAUGUAUGAAGAUGUACCCAAAUUUCAGCGUGUGCAGAUCACAGGGGAUUAUGCUGCAGGGGUAUCUGUGGAGGACUUUGAAUUAGUCUGCCAGGGUCUGUAUCGUGCCGUAUGCAUCCGAGAAAAGAAUAUGAUGAAAUCUUAUCAGCGAUUCCCUAAGACUCUCCAGUUCUUACGCACAAUUGAAAAUGAAGUAUGGAAGCCCAAUGAAGAGAUGUGGCCAGCUCUUUGGCGAUCUGAUAAUCUUCCCGAGAACUGACUACCAUACAGAAAUGAGGAAGGGGUGGUAUAUGUCUAUGCUGACAAAAAAUGCUGCGCCAGGGGUGAGCCAUGGACCUGUCCUUCCUACCUGGAGGUCUUUGUUGAUGACAUGAACUUCCUACUUGCCCUUAUAGCAAAGGGGCCUGUUAAAACCUAUACCCACCGAAGACUUCGUUUCCUCUCCCUCCAAGUCAAUGUACAUGAGAUGUUAAAUGAGAUGGAAGAAUUGAAGGAGCUGAAAAACAAUCCCCAUCGGGACUUCUAUAAUUGUCGGAAGGUAGAUACACAUAUCCAUGCUGCAGCUUGCAUGAAUCAAAAGCAUCUAUUACGAUUUAUUAAGAAGUCAUACCGGAUAGAUGCUGAAAUGGUAUACAAAUCCAAGGAUGAAACACUGACACUGAGGCAGCUCUUUGAGAAGCUCAAUCUUCACCCCUCUGAUCUGACUGGUGAUUCACUUGAUGUGCAUGCAGGCCGCCAGACCUUCCACACGCUUUGAUAAGUUCAAUGCCAGUAUAACCCCGUAGGGGCUAGUGAAUUGCGUGAUCUCUACCUGAAGACUGAAAAGUCUCGUGGCGAGUAUUUUGCUACCAUCAUUAGGUUAGAUAUUGGCUCUGAUCUAGAGGAUGCCAACUACCAAUAUGCAGAACCACGACUUUCCAUCUAUGGAUGCUCACCAAAGAAUGGCCCAAAUUAGCCUAAAUGGUUCACCAAACAUCGUGUAUAUUCGCCCAAUAUGAGAUGGAUGAUCCAGGUACCCAGAAUUUACUGCUUGCUGGUUAUUGCCAAUUCUCAGGAUGCCAAGGAAACUCUAGAUCCCAAUGGGCAAAGAACUUUCUACCAAAACUUUGGGAAGAUGCUGGAGAACAUUUUCCUGCCUGUGUUUCAAGCAACAAUCAAUCCCCAAGACAAUAAGGAACUGAGCGUUUUCCUACGUUAUGUUACAGGUUUUGAUAGUGUAGAUGAUGAGUCCAAACAUAGUGGGCACAUGUUUUCUACCAAGAGUCCCAAGCCUGAGGAGUGGAACCAUGAAAAGAAUCCAUCCUAUACAUAUUUGUAUUAUAUGUAUGCCAACAUUCUGGUGCUGAAUCAUCUUCGACGGAAGCGUGGUAUGAAUACCUUCCUAUUCCGUCCCCACUGUGGAGAAGCUGGUUCUCUUACCCACCUCCUGGCUGCCUUCAUGACUGCAGAUAAUAUUUCUCAUGGCUUGAACCUGAUGAAGAGUCCUGUGCUGCAGUAUCUCUACUUCUUAACCCAAAUCCCAAUUGCCAUGUCCCCACUCAGCAACAACAGUCUCUUCCUAGAGUAUGCCAAAAACCCACUUCUUGAUUUCCAUCAGAAGGGACUGAUGGUAUCUCUCUCCACUGAUGACCCCAUGCAAUUCCACUACACCAAGGAGCCUCUGAUGGAAGAAUAUGCAAUUGCUGCUCAAGUCUUCAAGCUGAGCACCUGUGAUAUGUGUGAGAUUGCACGCAACAGUGUCCUGCAGUGUGGCCUAUCUCAUGAGGAAAAGCUUCAUAUUUUGGGCAACUAUCAUGAAGAUGGGCCACAGGGUAAUAACAUCUCCAAGACCAAUGUGGCGCAGAUCCGGAUGGCCUACCGCUAUGAAACAUUGUGCUAUGAGCUUGAUCUUAUGGCUGAGGGGCUGAAAUCACCUGACUAAGUUGGAGCAUCUGGUAUAUCAACUGUUGGAACCAUGGAGCCGGCUGGAGCCAGAAAAAUAACAUUGCUAUUUAACAUUAGUCAGUUAUGGGCAGGAGAGAUAGCUCUGACCAUAUUAUUUCAGCUUACAUUAUAGUUUCAAAACAAGAAAAGAAAUACAGCAUGUUUCCUAA
Molecule: messenger RNA, 2477 nt
Organism: Thamnophis elegans (Western terrestrial garter snake)
Lineage: Eukaryota; Metazoa; Chordata; Lepidosauria; Squamata; Natricidae
Gene: AMPD1
Product: adenosine monophosphate deaminase 1
Biological process (GO): IMP salvage; AMP metabolic process
Cellular component (GO): cytosol
Molecular function (GO): AMP deaminase activity
Source: RefSeq, a predicted model, not a curated record